Fopius arisanus is the source of this 2020-nucleotide messenger RNA. It is a transcript of the gene prtp, whose product is annotated as pretaporter. Lineage: Eukaryota; Metazoa; Arthropoda; Insecta; Hymenoptera; Braconidae. The record is from RefSeq and is a predicted model, not a curated record. Gene Ontology annotation, cellular component: endoplasmic reticulum. Gene Ontology annotation, biological process: protein folding. The transcript has 2 exons. Bases 183 to 1352 code for a protein of 389 amino acids. Gene Ontology annotation, molecular function: protein disulfide isomerase activity.
CGCUACGAAAAUCGCUAUUUAACCUUUGUCAUAAGUGCUGUUGACUCCCCCAUAAUCUCUCGAAAAACCAACAAAAUCGCAGCACAGUACUUCAUCCACAAAAAGUAAUAAUCAAAAUUCAUAAGUUGCGUUUUCCCAGUAUUUUCAUUCCUUCUAAAUAGAGGAUAAAGGAAAAAUCCAGGAUGUACCGAAAAGUAUUAAUUUUCCUGGGUGCAUCCCUCCUGUAUAAUGUGGCAAUAGCCCAUGAGGACGAUGUGCACACAGUCCAGUACACAAAGGAGAAUUUUUCGACCGAAGUAAUAAAAAAAAACCACUUCAUCAUGUUCUACGCACCGUGGUGCGGACACUGCCAGAGUCUGGCACCCACAUGGGAAAUGCUGGCGGAAAUGCUAAAUGAGGAUGAGGACAGCAGAGUACGUAUUGCCAAAGUCGAUUGCACAACGGACAGCAGUAUUUGCAGUGAGCAAGAUGUCACUGGGUAUCCAACAUUGAAAUUCUUCAAGACUGAGGACAACACAGGAAUCCGAUUCAGGGGAACGAGAGAUUUGCCAUCACUCACUGCUUUUAUCAAUGAGCAAUUAGGAAGUGUACCAACGGAGGACUCAGAUGACAGGCCCCCAGUGCCCGAGCCGGUGAAUGGCCUCGUCGAGCUCACGGAGGACACCUUCAACAAGCACGUCUCCUCGGGUAGUCACUUCGUGAAAUUCUACGCACCAUGGUGCGGCCACUGUCAGAAGCUGGCCCCCACCUGGGACGAAUUGGCUCAAUCCAACAGCCAUCACACCCUCGUCAGCAUCUCCAAGGUCGACUGCACCCAGUACCGAUCGGUAUGUGAGCAAUUCGACAUCAAGGGCUAUCCCACUCUCUUGUGGAUCGAGAAUGGAAAAAAAAUUGACAAGUACUCAGGUGAUAGGGGACUCGAGCAUCUCCAGGAGUACGUCAACAAAAUGUUGACCAAGAGCUCCAGUGAAUUUGAUGACAAAAAGGAGCAGACUGACGACGAAAUUCAAUCUGUCUUCACGCUGACUGGUGACUCGUUCAAGCAUGGCAUCGAGAAGGGCGUAACCUUUAUUAAAUUUUUUGCACCCUGGUGUGGGCACUGCAAACGUCUUGCCCCCACCUGGGAGGAGCUGGGAAAAAAAUUCGUUGGACGGGGAGAUGUUCACAUCGUCAAAGUCGACUGCACCCUGGAUACCAGCAAACAGCUCUGUAAUGAGCAAGAGGUCGAUGGCUUUCCCACUCUGUUCCUUUAUAAGGAUGGAGAAAAAAUCUCUGAGUACAACGGGUCCAGAACUCUCGAUGAUCUGUAUGAAUUCGUUCAUAAACAUCUCAAGGCUCACGACGAGCUGUGAUCUGGAAAUUUUCUGACUCAGAGCGCUGGUUUUACAUCCAGGUUCUGUCGAUAUCAAUGGGAAUUUUUCGAAGGGAUUCCUUUUUCUGGAUCAGUCAAUUUUUCGCUGAGAUUUUUGGGGAGUUAAGGACGUCCAUGUGAAUUUUACGAUUUGAUAUCAAAUCAAUGAAUUUUUUUUAACGCUUGGUUUUUAUAAAUAUUUGAUUGGAAUGCAGAAAAUUAUUGGAUGAUUUUAAAGAAACCGGUUUCAAUUAUAAAAUUUAUAAUAUUGAAAAGAAAAAAUAUUUGAACAGUCUUAAUGAAUCCGCUUGUCAAUUCCACUUAAUUAGUUUAUAAAUCAUAAUCGUGUGAAUCAUAAUCUCCAGAUAACUGUGCUUCCAGGCUCUCCAGGGUCAGCACAAUUGACGAAGAAAUAUCUCGUUAUUUUAAUCUUCCCUCGAGGGUCAUUCCUCGAUUUUUGUUGAGUUUAAUUGGAUAACGUGAUUAUGAUUCUAGUCGUGAUUAUUGCGAGUACUCAUUCCCCAAUAGAUGAUAGACCCAUGGAUUUUUGUGGGGACCAGGAUGAAUGUUGUAAAACUGAUAAACUUUUAUACUGUCUCUCGAUGAAAAAUAUUGUCAGCCACACGUGUAAUAAAAAUAAAUAUGUAAUAAAUAUGUGCGAAAUCAUGA